AUGCACCUCUCCAUUAAAGACGCUAUUCUCCCCCAACCGCCUAGUUUCGUGAAGAAAAAGUCGUACGAGGUGCAUAAUGUGCUCGGGGAGGGGACUUUUGGUCAGGUGGUGAGGGCAACUUGGCACGUCCCACCAGAGCAAGUAGCUGUUGCAGAACACGGAGCUGCUGCCGGAGAACCCUCUUCAUCGUCGGCCAGCGUCAGCACCAAAUCGUCGAAAUCGGCUGCCUCUUCGUCGAAACGACAAUCCACAUUCUUGGGAAAGCCAAAGAAGAAUAAAAAUGGAGACGGCGCGAGCGAUAGCGAGAAGACGGACAGUGGGAUGGUUAAGGAAGUCGCGUUGAAGAUCAUCCCCAAGAAGAAGGUCAAGGGAAACGAGGCCUCUGUGUGGGGAGAGAUGGACGUUCUCAAGGGCUUGAGCCAUCCGAAUAUUGUAAAGUUCUAUGAAUGGUUCGAGUCUAGAUCGAAGUAUUAUUUGUCCUUCGAGCUGGCGACGGGCGGAGAGCUAUUCGAACGUAUCCUCCAGAAGGGCAAAUUCACUGAGCAGGACGCCGUCGCCGUCGUCAGGUCUAUACUCUCGGGCGUACAAUACCUACACGAUCAUGAUAUCGUACAUCGCGACCUCAAACCUGAAAACAUCCUGUAUCGAACCAAGGACCCGGAUAGUGACAUCGUCAUCGCAGACUUUGGGAUCGCGAAACAUCUUCAUUCCCCCGAGGAGCAGCUGCACUCCCUCGCUGGAAGCUUUGGGUACGUCGCCCCGGAGGUCCUCAACAAAGAAGGGCAUGGCAAGGCCGUAGAUAUCUGGUCAACAGGCAUCGUGACCUAUGUCCUCCUCUGUGGUUACUCACCAUUCCGCUCCGAUGACGUGCGUGUCCUCAUCAGGGAAACGACCGAGGCAAAAAUAGAAUUCCACGAGCGCUAUUGGAGAAAUGUCUCCAUUCAAGCCAAAGAUUUCAUUAGAUCACUGCUGAAUCCCAAUCCGAAAGAGAGGCCAACGGCGCUUCAGGCCCUCCAGGACCCGUGGUUAACAACCCAUGAACCGUCCACGGAACACGAUCUCAGCACUGGUUUACGGGAGCACUUCGAUCCCAAGGCCCGAUGGCGCUCUGCCAUCGCCUCUGCCCGCGCCAUCAGUCGCCUCAGUAGCUUGGCUAAAACGAAUACAAGUUCCUCAUUGAACAGCAACGGGAGUAAGCUCGGGCGCAGUGAUACAAGCGGUGCGAGCUCUGGCGGUUGGCUGGAUAGCGACGAUGAAGACGACGAGGGAGUGCAACCGAAGAAAGUUGAUGGGUCAGCAUUGUCGAAGAUGAAGACGACGGGGACGGCGACUAAACUUGGGCGUCCGGCAGAACCUGGGUCGAACGAAAACAUAACUGUGAUUCCCCCGGACGGCGAGCCUGCGGCGAAGCAAGUGCAGGUGCCAGACGUUGGAUUGCCCGCGGACGCUCAUGAAUUGAAGCACGAAACUCAUGAAGGGGCGCACACACCUCUGCACCGCAAGAAGGCGGAAACUCUCGCGCAAAUAGGGAUAUCUUCGCCCCCGCCUUCUGGGAGCCAGACCGACGCGCCGCAGACUCCAACGACGCCGAGAGCGUUCGCGAAGAAACGUGAGUCGGCUUCAACCACGUCGAAUGCGAGAGGUGCUUCCGCGGAACGGCUACCGGCAGCCAACGAUCUCGGACAAGAACAGAGGGAGCAGGAAAAGGCUGACGCGAGGGCGUUGAAGAUGCCUGGCUCUUUCGACUUGUCGGACGACGAGGACGAUACACCCGCGCGCGGCCACGAGCAUGGGCACGGACAUCACCACAAUCACCAUCAUCACUCUUGGGUGAGUAUGCUCCGGAAUCUCCAUGUCUCGAAUAAGUAA
Pleurotus ostreatus (oyster mushroom) is the source of this 1869-nucleotide messenger RNA. RefSeq lists its product as uncharacterized. The record is from RefSeq and is a predicted model, not a curated record. Gene Ontology annotation, biological process: protein phosphorylation; cellular response to oxidative stress. Bases 1 to 1869 code for a protein of 622 amino acids. Gene Ontology annotation, molecular function: calcium/calmodulin-dependent protein kinase activity; ATP binding. The transcript is spliced from 9 exons. NCBI's taxonomy places the organism in Eukaryota, Fungi, Basidiomycota, Agaricomycetes, Agaricales, Pleurotaceae.